Orbilia oligospora ATCC 24927 is the source of this 1131-nucleotide messenger RNA. RefSeq lists its product as uncharacterized. The transcript has 2 exons. The record is from RefSeq and is a predicted model, not a curated record. NCBI's taxonomy places the organism in Eukaryota, Fungi, Ascomycota, Orbiliomycetes, Orbiliales, Orbiliaceae. Gene Ontology annotation, molecular function: protein binding. The coding region runs from base 1 to 1131 and encodes 376 amino acids.
AUGUUCUUGAUAAUCAGUCUUCCAGUCGAACUCCAGAUCCAGAUAUUCUCGGAACUAUCGUUCUAUGACCAGAUAUCAGUAGCUCGGGUUUGUAGACUUUGGAAGUCUCUCCUAGUUACUUCUGGUCGGCUCCGAAGGGCUCGGUACAGUGAAAUCGAAUCUACCGGGGUUCAUAAUGAUAUGAACUUGGUGAAUUAUCGAGCUCGAGGCCUUCAGCAGGAUACACCGAUAUGUUCGUCACGGUCUGAUACAAAGCCUCAGAUCCACCGGCUUCUUUAUAAUAAAUACCAAUGCGACUCGUCUUGUUUCCGUUGUAAUGAGAUCUACGCGCUCCCAUACAUUAUCCAAAACUAUCUACGCGAUACCUAUGCAUUCCCCACGCUCCAUGCAGGGCAUAAACACCAGCCCGCAAAGCCUCCUAAACCAUAUAGUCACGCCUAUCUAAACGCAAUCCUCUGUCAAACUACUUUACAAAUAACAAGUUACGAACUAUGUUUCGAAAAAUGCCCUCUAGAAUCAGGGAAAUAUCCAACAAAAAUCAAACUCCCCGUCGACCAUCCCUUCUUCGAUGAUCCGGUCUUCUCAACCCCUAUCUACAACAAGUAUGACAGAAGAAGUGAUCCAAAAUCUGCGAAUUUUGAUCAAGAUGAGGAGAAAAUGAUCUCUGUCCUUCAUUUACUUCACUUACCUAGGGUCGUGUGGCAAGUACACCCCGAUGCUAGCUUGACAAGCAUACAUGUUUCACCCACUAUGACUGUUCGCCAGCUUAUCUCAAAAGCAUGGCAAGCGAUACGAGAAGUUUAUCUAUCCAAGCCGCACCCUUACGCGGAGAUUAUGGAGUAUGUGCGGAUAUCCUUUAAACCAUUAGACGAAGGUGUAGAAGGGGACGGUUUUCCACUAUCACUGAGAUUGGAAGUGGCUGUUGGAGAAGGUUAUUGGGAACAAGUUAAUCGAAAACUUGUCUGGAGGGGUAAGAUGCCGGAGCCUGGACUAAGAGAGUGGAGAUGCCCAGACCCAACUUUGUAUAGAAGAUUAGGAAACCAUGUUGAUCGAUUAUUUGCAUCGUCGCAUCAUGGGCAUGGGUCAUGCUAUAAACAGGAACAUGUGGUAUUACGCGGGAUUCGUACCUAG